UAGAACUUGUUGGACAUGUCGUCUUCCGAAAGAAGAGGAGCUCUGGAGUUAGUUUCUGAAAACAGAAGAUCCAGAAAUCAAGAUUUCAAGCAUCCGAGGACGCAGUUGUCUUUACCCCGGCGUCCUGUCAGGACGAGCACCUGGCGACCUGUCUGCCGUGACUUUGGACACUACAGGCAGCAGAGGCAAGGUGGUCGCAAUAACAUUCCUUCAUCACUACAUCACAACCUCAAACAUCCAAACCUCAAAGGAUCUGGGUGGACCGGUGGAGAUCGAGGGAAACCAGUGUUUAUCUCCUUUGUCACUAAAGCCAUUCUGUGGGAUAGAGGAGGCUGCCACCACAAGGUCCGUGAUCACCAGGUUCAUCAUACAGCAUCUGUGUGUCCGCGGUUUUUGUCCCACAUGAAAGCUCGUCCCGAGGUCUUCCACUCUUCUUGUCAUCCUAACAAUAAGCAGCACCAGCAGCUUCCACCUCAGAAGAAGAUGCAGAGUUUAAACAUGACUCCCGCCAAAGAGACCCAAUUUUUAGAGAAUCACUCUAACACUGGCGGAGGACUGAAUGGUGCUCAAAGUGUUUAUUCAAUCAAAAGAAGACGGCAUGCUGCUGUUCUCCCUCGUCUCCAUAUCCCAGAUACGCAGCCCCCAUCUCCAUCCGACUGUGAUCCAACGUCUCUCCAAAGCGAAACGCCUCACCUUGACCUCAAAAAACAAGAAAGCAACCCAAGCUCCAUCACUCCUCCUAAAUUGCAGCCUCGUCCUCCUGUUCCUCUCCUUGCUUCUCCUCAACCUGAGCAAAAUGAAGUUCCUGAAAGGGAAACUAUAUAUCAACCUGUUCCCCAGGAGCCUGACUGGGAUCUUAACUCCGUGCAUUCUGGAUUAUCACAUUCAGCAUCACCUACUUCUCAUUCUCUGGGGUCUCUUUCACAUUUAAGCUGGCCAUCUUCCAGUUUGUUCAGUCGGAGCACCGACCUCGCCAGUGGCAGGAGCAGCAUCCUCAGUGAUCACACUGCUGCUGAUUCUUCUCCUGAGAGGAGCAUUGGUUCCUUGCAGUCUGCACUUUCUCCAGCGAUGCAGCCGCCACUCGCCUCUUUUACACCAACAAAAUCAUUAGAGGAACAAAUGUUGAAGAGCAGCACCUGUGAAUCCGCACCUUCACUCCCUGAGCCAUUUUCUGAUGAAAUCCUCCAAAGAUGCUCAUCUUCUCUGACACCAGAAGCUGAACCUAAAUCAGAUAAGCCCAAAAGCAGCAAGAUGGUGGCAAAACGUAUAGGAAGUGCCAAAGUGGACACGUCCGGAGAGCAUGUCACCGAUUUGGCCCUGUCUGCUGAUGAAGAGUUGGAUGAGCAUGGGUUUACAUGUCGAAGCCCACUCAGGACCAUUCCACAUUCAGGAUCUGGAGUAAAGCUAACAUCUCCUCCCCUAUCUAGGCUGGAUUCACACCGCUGGCCUGUGCUGCCUCCCAUCUCCCCCAACAGAGGUUCCUCAGCAGCAUCCGGCUGCUCUGAGGUCAGCUGCACUCAGUCUCAGCUGUUUGAUGACUUGGAGGUCAUCGCUCCUCUUUCAGCCUCCAGUUUGUCUUUGGAUCGACCGUCAGACUCAUUAGACUCACCUCACUCACCUCUCACAGAGCUUUCUCCUGGACUCGCAGCGCUCACAGUGAGCUGUGAUUCUGGGAAUCUGGGCUCCAUAUCCCGGGUCCAGCUGCUCCUCUUGGAUCGUCCAGUUCAAGAGACCAGUUUGGAGGAUGCUUUUUCCCCCGUUCACGAAUGGUCUGACCUGAUGGCACCAUACGACAGCCCCGAGUGGAUUUGGACAGGUCAUUCAAGAUCUCCCACAGCUGGCAGUGGCUCUGAAAGGUGCAACUCUGCAGGCAGUUUUCAGGGAAAUAAAUGGAAUCAGUCUGAAGGAGAUUCUGGGUCGCCGUCAUCUUGCAUCAUAGACCUGAGUCCAUCCUUAGAAACACCCAGAUCCUCAGAUUCCUCCAUCCAGUCCAACCUUGAUAAUGGGAACACUGGUGAGGAGGAAACCCAUCAAACAGAAAGUAACAGCGAAGCUCUGCGUUCUGAUGGAGAACGACCUGAAGAGAAGAACCAGGGUAUGGAGGAGAGGAAAAGCAAGGCCUUAAUCAUGCUCUCCAAACUGCAGGACAGCAACCCACGUCACAGCAAAAGCGGCAGGGGCCGCUCCAACUUUGAGGACUUCGACUUUCUGGCAAAGUAUUGCAUUUUCAGUCAGGAGAAGUUGGAGGAGUACAAAAGGGCUUUUGAAGCAGAGAUUCUGUUUCACUCAUUGGAGGACAGCGACAAGGACGGCUACCUCUCCUGCCUGCAGGUUCUCCUCGCCCUCAAAACCAUCAUUCCUCCUGAGCUGCUGUCCGAAAAAGAAGAGAUCUACGUCUACAGGAUCCUGGAGAUGGUGGACUUCAGAGUGACAGACGGACUCGUGGACCUGAGGCUGUUUGCUGUGAUUGCGAGUCUGGCACAGAAAAUAGCCUCCAUGGACGAGUUUAUGCGAUCACUGAUCAGCAACAUGGACCUCCGCUCCCUUGAAGUGCGUCUCUUUAAAGCAAAGCAGCUGUUCCUGUUACUCCUGGAGGACCAGCAGGACGUGUCUGGAGCUCAGCAGGGCUUCAUCAGCAGGGAGCAGCUCUUUCUGGAGCUGAAGGCUGGAGGUAUCCAUAUGGAGCAGGAGGCGGCCAUCAGGAUGGAGCUGCAGCGCAUUCCCCCACUAGAUCUGCUGGACUUCCUGGCCUACCUGCCUCUUUUCAUGCUCAUACACAAGUCUGUGAUCUCCAACCCGCUCGAUAACUCCAGCCACCUCUGAGCUCCGCAGCUGCAUGUUAAACUGAAGGCAUUACCAUGCUGGUUUUAUAUUACAGUGAAGAAUAUAUAACGAGCUGGAUCUGCUGCUGGCUGAAGUGUUCCCAAAUACAAAAUGCUAAAUGUGCAAUUUUGUACAGUGUUUGUUAAGAAAGGGAACCUUUAAUUGAGUUUAAUUUCUCAUUUAUUUAGUUUAAGACUUGGACAAGUCCUAAGACUAAUAAAAGUUUAUGGUAAAAGACAUUCAUCCCACUUUUUCAUAUGAUAUCAGUCAAUAGUAAAGACAGAACUUUGAUCUUUGGCUUAAAACUAAAUGUAAAAAUGUCUGAUUUCAAUGCAAACAGCAGGUGUUUAUAAAUCCUGCCUGGGAAGAUGUUUGAGAAUCCAAGAAUUUUCACAAUCUUUUGUUUCAAAACAUUUAUAAAAGGAUUUAUUUUGUUUAAAUUGAGCUAUAUUAAUCCAUCCAUCAUCCAUUCAUCUGUUGUUCUUCUGGCCCUUUUCAACUUAUAUAUCCAUAAAGAGUCCCUCCAUCAUUGCAUCAAUCCAAUGCCCAUUAUUAGUCUAUCUUGGCAUCCAUCUACAUAGUCUGUUAUCCAUCUCUGUCACAUCAACGGACCAACAAUCUAUUCACUGUAUGUCAAUAAAUCCAUGGUUACCAAAAUGUAGGACAUUUUAAAGAAAAAAAGGCAUAUAUGGAAGUUAGAUCUCAAGACAUCAACCAGUUUAAAUGAGGACAACUUCUGAACAGGAGAAAACUAAUCGCUGUUCUACGACCAUUGUUCCAAAAUGUAUGUUUUAAACUCUUCUGAAUAAA
Molecule: messenger RNA, 3633 nt
Organism: Cyprinodon variegatus (sheepshead minnow)
Lineage: Eukaryota; Metazoa; Chordata; Actinopteri; Cyprinodontiformes; Cyprinodontidae
Exons: 17
Coding region: 16-2823 (935 amino acids)
Source: RefSeq, a predicted model, not a curated record